This is a messenger RNA of Naegleria gruberi, 1848 nucleotides long. RefSeq lists its product as uncharacterized. Gene Ontology annotation, molecular function: protein binding. NCBI's taxonomy places the organism in Eukaryota, Heterolobosea, Eutetramitea, Acrasida, Naegleriidae. The transcript has 5 exons. Bases 1 to 1848 code for a protein of 615 amino acids. The record is from RefSeq and is a predicted model, not a curated record.
AUGUUGUCAUUAUCUAGCUCUUCUUCUAGUGGUGGUGGUGCUGUGCAAAAGACAGCCAUUGACGAGGAGGCCUACAUUGAAUGUACAGAAAAAACCUUGUCGAUGAUUUCAUCCUUGUAUUUGGAUGAAGAGGCUUCUGAUUGCGUAUUGAUCAGUAAGAAUGGAAAGAGAUUUCCUGCUCUUAGAGCAUUGGUAGGAAAAUGGAGUACAAAACUCAAGGAACUUCUUUUUGUUCCAGAAUUCGAGAUUGGCAAGGAGCUUGUGUUGCCACAGGUGACUGAUCUUGGAUUGGAAAUUUUCUUAAAGGUUGUGUAUUUUGGUUGCACAAAAGAUUAUACAAUGGAUAAAUUUAUUGAUUUGUAUACUUUUGCUCAUACCUAUGGAAUGCAAGAAAUUGAGGAGAUGACUCUUGAAAUUAUGAGAAAUGCUGCUGUUGAUGCUGAUUCUUCAUUCCUUCUUUUGGAAAAUUGCUCACAAUACCUAGAAGAAUUUAAAGAAAUCAACUCUUUAAAGAAGACUCUUCUUACUAAGAUUUCUGCUGAUUUUGAUACUGUUUGUGAAAGUCAACAUUUUGUUAAAUUACCAAUUGAAGACUUGAAGAUCAUGCUUGCUGGAAAGGAACUCAUUUGCAGUGAAGGAAAUUUAUUCAAGUCCUUGAUGAGAUGGAUUGAGCACGAUAAGGAAAAUAGAUUGCAAUAUUUGGACUAUUUCUUGGGUGAAAUCAGAUUCCCAAUUGUUGAAGGAGAGGUCUUGGCGACAGUUGAUUCCCAUCCACUUUUGGUUUCCAAGAGAGAUGUCAUUUUCCCAAAGCUUUAUGAAGCCAUGAGAUUCAAUUUGAAUCCUGCAAUGAUUGAGAAUAAGGAAGAUAAGAAUUUUCGUGAAAGAGAUUGUGUAUUAUAUGACUUUCUUCCAAAAGGAAUGUCAAUCAAGUUUACAAACUUGGGUGCUACAGGCAAAAACGGACCAACAGUUAUUGGCUCACAAUAUGAUAGUUGUAAAUUCUUAAAGAAUAAGGUUAAAUUGGAGAAUGGUAUUCAAAAAUGGGUUGUUCCAGCAACUGGAUUUUACAAAAUUACUGCAGCUGGUGCAAGAGGUGGUAAAAAUACAUAUACUACAACUUUCAGAGAAGGAUAUGGAGCUAUUGUCAGUGGUGUCUUUCACUUGAAGAGAGGCAGAGAAUUGAGCAUUCUUGUAGGUCAAGUUGGUGGCGACUGUACAAAUGGUAGUUCAUGUGGCGCUGGAGGUGGUGGUGGUGGUACUUUUGUUGUUGAUAGUGAUACUAUGAAGCCUCUUAUUAUUGGAGGUGGAGGUAACGGUGCCAACUGGUAUAGUUGGACUGUUCAAUCACCAGGAGGACAAGUGUAUACGAAAGGACCAGCCGAAGCAAGAAGUCAAAAGGCAGCUAAAGGUGACAGAGGCGGUGGCGGUGGUGGUUUGUUUAUUGAUGGAGGUGCUGGCGAUCAAUGUGUUGGUGGAAAGAGUUUCAAGAAUGGUGGUGAAGGUGGAACUUUCAGUAAUGCUUGUGGAGCUAAUGGUGGUUUUGGUGGUGGAGGUGGUAGCUUGUAUGAAGGUGGUGGAGGAGGUGGUUUUGGUGGUGGUGAAUGUACACCUCAAAAUAACUAUGGAGUUCACUAUGUUACUCAUGCAGCUUAUUCUUACAAUGAAGGAGUUAAACAAGAAGGUACUCCUGAUUCUAAUAAUGGAGAUGGUUAUGUUGAACUUGUUAGAGUCAUUAUUUCUCAAUCAGAAUAUGAAAAGGAAAAGAAAACUAUGGACAGUACAGUUGUAGAGGAACCACUUUCUCCUUCAACCCCAGCUUUGAUAGGAAGUUCUGGAUUAUUUGAUUAA